AUGAUCCAGGUGUUAUGUUUGUUUCUUCUCAAUUUCAAACAGUUGGAGCUAACUCGUAUGGACGCUGUUGGUGACUUAAAGAAGCAGCUUUACGUGGAGUUCGACGGUGAACAGGGAAUUGAUGAAGGUGGUCUUAGCAAGGAAUUCUUUCAGCUCAUUGUGGAACGCAUUUUCAAUCCAGAUUACGGUAUGUUUGUCUUCGAGGAGGAAUCUCAGUGCUUCUGGUUCAAUCGUAGUCCUCUGGCCGAAGAGCUAGAACGCGAAUACUGUCUUAUUGGAACUAUCCUCGGUCUGGCCAUCUACAAUAGUGUUAUUCUUGAUAUCCACUUUCCUGCUGUUCUCUUCCGCAAACUCUGUGGCAAACUCGCCUCAGGAUUGGAGGAUCUCAUGGAGGGUUGGCCAACUCUGGCUCAUGGACUUCAGGCCCUUCUGGACUAUGAUGGAGAUGAUUUUGAAGAUGACCAUAGCAUCAACUUUGUGGUCAAUUACAAGGAUAUGUUUGGUCAGUCAAUCACCCACGAAUUGAUUCCCAAUGGAGCUUCAACACCUGUUACUAAGGCAAAUCGGCAUGAAUUUGUAGACAAAACGGUCGAUUUUCUACUCAAUACCUCUGUCAAGAAGCAAUUUGCGGCUUUCAGAAAGGGGUUCCUUUUGGUGGUUGGUGACACGCCUCUAUUCCAUCUCUUCUCUCCCUCUGAGAUUGAACUCCUUCUUCUUGGAAGUCAGAACUACGACUUUAAGGAACUCGAGCGAGUUACGGAGUACGAGGGUGAUUACAACGCUGAAACGCCCGUAAUUCGCCAAUUCUGGUCGGUAGUUCACUCUAUGCCAGAGGAAGAACAGCGCAAACUUCUCCAAUUCACCACUGGAACUGAUCGUAUCCCUGUCGGUGGCAUGUCUCGUAUGAAAUUUGUCAUCGCCAAACAGGGACCUGAUUCUGACAGGUUCGUGAUCAUUUUUACUUUAUGCCAGGAAAAGAAUAAAGCAUUUUAG
This is a messenger RNA of Rodentolepis nana, 993 nucleotides long. NCBI's taxonomy places the organism in Eukaryota, Metazoa, Platyhelminthes, Cestoda, Cyclophyllidea, Hymenolepididae. The record is from the annotation of a GenBank genome assembly.